GCCGACAUCACUGAUUGCCCAGUUAACCGGAUUUCGUGGUUGAUGUUAAUUCAUUCAGUUAUCAUUUUAUAAUCGGCGUGUUUACUGUGUACGUUAAUUCUCGGAGUUGGCUAUUUUCAUUUAGUCUAUUGACGAUGAUCGCCUUUUAAAAGAAGAAGAAUACCGAGUACAAACUCUCGGACGCCAGCGUAGCACAUUAUGAUUUCCCGGAGCAGGAAUUUGUUACUGCUCCUCUCUCUGCUGUACGUCGUCUGCGGGGAUGAGCAUACGCACACGUACGAACAGAAUGACGAGGUGGUGCUGUGGAUGAACACGGUCGGCCCUUACCACAAUCGACAGGAGACCUAUACCUAUUUCUCUCUUCCCUUCUGUAAAGGGACAAAGGACGCUAUCAGUCACUACCACGAAACCCUAGGAGAGGCUCUGCAAGGCGUAGAGCUUGAUUUCAGCGGACUUGACAUAGAAUUCAAAGCUGCAAUAUCUGAGACAAUGUACUGUGAAGUACUUCUUGAUGAAGCAAAGCACAAAGCAUUUGUUUAUGCAGUCAAAAAUCAUUAUUGGUACCAAAUGUAUAUUGAUGAUUUGCCAAUAUGGGGUAUUGUUGGAGACAUAGAGGAAGAUAAAGUAAAUUCGUACUCCUAUUACAUUUGGACUCAUAAAAAGUUCGACAUUGGCUACAAUGGAAAACACAUAGUUGAUGUAAAUCUAACUUCAGAUAACAAAGUUAAGCUGGUUGUGGGAGCAAGGCUGAAGUUCACUUAUGAGGUCAACUGGAUCAGUUCUAACGUUAAAUUUGAGGACAGAUUUGACAAGUAUCUCGAUCCGAACUUUUUUCAACACAGGAUUCACUGGUUUAGCAUUUUCAACAGUUUUAUGAUGGUAAUAUUCCUCGUUGGCUUAGUGUCAAUGAUCUUAAUGAGGACACUUCGGAAAGAUUACGCGAGGUAUAGCAAAGAUGAUGAUCUCGAUGAUAUGGAGAAAGACUUAGGUGACGAAUAUGGUUGGAAGCAGGUGCAUGGAGAUGUAUUCAGGCCUGCCACCAAUUCUAUGAUGUUUUCUGCCAUGAUUGGUGCUGGAUAUCAAAUUACAGUUGUCACAUUUGCUGUCAUAAUGUUUGCCAUAGUAGGAGAACUGUAUACAGAGAGAGGUUCAUUGUUGAGCACAGCGAUAUUUGUAUAUGCAGCAACUUCACCUGUUAAUGGCUAUACAGGUGGUGGGCUUUAUGCACGCCUUGGGGGUAAACGAUGGAUAAAGCAGAUGCUUCUCUCAGCCUUCCUCCUCCCUGCACUUGUUUGUGGAACUGCAUUUUUCAUUAACUUUAUCGCAAUUUACUAUCAUGCAUCUCGAGCCAUUCCUUUUGGAACUAUGGUGGCCGUGACAUGUAUUUGUCUAUUUGUAAUUCUCCCUUUGACAAUGGUCGGGACAGUCUUGGGCAGGAAUUUGGCUGGCCAGAGCGAUUCACCCUGCCGUGUUAAUGCAGUUCCAAGGCCAAUCCCAGAAAAGAAGUGGUUUAUGGAACCAACUAUCAUUGUACUGCUUGGAGGGAUUCUUCCAUUUGGAUCUAUUUUUAUUGAAAUGUAUUUCAUAUUCACAUCGUUCUGGGCAUACAAAAUAUAUUAUGUUUAUGGAUUUAUGCUGCUUGUCUUCCUUAUCCUUGUUGUUGUCACAGUCUGUGUAACAAUAGUUUGUACAUAUUUCCUUCUAAAUGCAGAGGAUUACAGGUGGCAGUGGACAAGCUUCUUAGCCGCAGGGUCAACAGCUUGUUAUGUAUACAUGUACUCAUUCUACUACUUUUUCUUUAAAACAAAGAUGUAUGGCCUGUUUCAAACUACGUUUUACUUUGGAUAUAUGGCACUGUUUUCAAUUGCCUUAGGACUAAUGUGUGGAACAGUUGGCUACAUGGGAACUGCAGUGUUUGUUCGCAAAAUCUACUCAACUGUUAAAAUUGACUGAAUUGGUUGCUGUUUACAUUUCCAAAAACAUGUAAUUUAAUCUAUAAUGGCACUGAUUUUUAAUAAAUAAAUAAAAUUAUGUAAUUAAAAAUUGAGCAUUUUUCGUGGAUCAUUGUGGUUGUUAAUUCAGUUGUAAAGCACUUUUUUUAAUGCUCAAUACUGUUAAGAUUUUGUUAAAAGCUUUUUGGUCAUACUUUACACUAAAUGAUCAUCACUGAUUUUGAAUUUAAUGGGAUAGUGCAAUAAGUUACCAGUUAAACACUGUACACUUUUGUUGAUUCAAAUACUGCUGGAAUUUUUUAGUUUUGGAAAGUUAUAGAAAGGCGGACUAAAAAUAAAUAAAAAUAACAUAAACAAGUAAAUUACCAUAGCAAAAAUAAAUCAAUAAUUUUUCAAACCAAAAUUAUUUAUUAUUUUCAACAAAUGUAAUAUGGAUUAAAAUUUGGCUUUUUUUCUCAAUGUCAUCAUAUUUUCUACAGUCAUGGUUAUUGUUGUGGUACAGCAAUGGUUAUUGCAAUUAUGGUGCAAAGGAGUGUUGAACUGAAAUUGUGAAUACCAAUGUAUUUUAUUAAAUUAUUAAUGUGCCAAAAAGAGUUGAUAUGUGUGAACAUGUAUGCUUGCCUGUAUUAUCCAAGUAUUAUUUUUCUUUAUUUAAAAACUCCUAAGUAAUAUUGCUAUUAAAUAUUUUCCAUUCUUAUUUUUGAUGUCAGUACUUAACAAAUUAAGUCCUUUAUAUUGCACUACUCCCUUUUUUUAGACCAUCUUUGUAUUUGUCUUAAGUUUUAUCAUUAGAAUGGAAAAAAUGCAUACCUCAUACCUUAUUUGGUAAUUAGAUGAAAAAUCAAAAUUUAAAAUAACAUUAAAAUAAAAUAUCCUGUCCAUUAAAUAAAUAUAAGUAGGUUUAAAACAUUUUGGGAGCAUUGAUUGUUAUCAGAUAAGUCAUAGGACUCGUCUCAAAAACUCAAAUUGUGCACAUGAACCCCUUUAAUCAGCAUGUAUAUAUAUGAUGAUGUAUCUUGGCAUCACAAAAAUAAAAAUUAAUGGGUCAGAAGCUAAUGUGAUGUAACCUGCAGGGGAA
Molecule: messenger RNA, 3030 nt
Organism: Cimex lectularius (bed bug)
Lineage: Eukaryota; Metazoa; Arthropoda; Insecta; Hemiptera; Cimicidae
Gene: TM9SF3
Product: transmembrane 9 superfamily member 3
Exons: 11
Coding region: 199-1953 (584 amino acids)
Biological process (GO): protein localization to membrane
Cellular component (GO): membrane
Source: RefSeq, a predicted model, not a curated record